ACCUUAGCAUAACUCAACAUGGCGGGUUCGAAAGUUGAUGCCACGUCCUCUGAUAUUUUAGAGGCGGCUGACAAAUUAACAGAUAUAGACAAGAUGAAAGAAGCUUUGGAUAGACUUUGUCAUGAAGAGGAAAUUGUCAAUGAAGAAUUGAACAACCUGUUAGAGCAUCAGUCUUUAUUGGAGAAUAAAAUGUUUGCUCUUCAUAAAAUGCUUCCUAACUUACAUGUUCUCGACUCAGAUGCCAAGCAACUUUCUACUAUGAUAUCAUUCACAUCAACUUUAGCUGAAAAUGUAAGCAGCAAAGUAAGACAGCUGGAUGUAGCCAAGAGUCAUGUAAGUGAUUCGAUCCAACGUGUUGAAGAUGUGCUGGACCUUAAAUUUUGCACUGAUGGUGUGCAGUCAGCACUGCAGAAUGAAGAUUAUGAAAAGGCUGCUGGUCAUGUCCACCGGUUCCUAAGUCUGGAUGAAAAUGUUCUCAGAAUGGCUGGUGAUGCCAGUGAAGGUAGUCCAUUGGAUACGUCAUUUAAAAUGUUACACGAGGCUGAAGAAAAAUUGAAGACCAUUGUGCGCAAUAAAUUUGAUGCUUCUGUUCAUUCAGGUGAUGUUGCAUCUGUUGAACGAUUCUUCAAAAUUUUCCCUCUUCUACGUUUACAUGAAGAAGGUUUAACCAAAUUUGGAAAAUACUUAGCUGCCCAGUUUUCAGAACCAGUUGGUAAAACUUUGUCUGAAAAUCUAAAAAUUACUGAUGAUGAUAAGAGAUCAAAUAUCCUGUUUGCUGAUGUUAUAACUACCAUGUUUGAAAGAAUUGCUCGUAUUGUUGAAACACACCAGCCUCUAGUUGAAACUUUCUAUGGACCCGGGAAACUUGAUAUCAUACUGAUGCUGUUACAAAAAGAAUGUGAUCGACAAGCAAGAACGACCAUCAAAGAAUUCAAAAAGCGGCGGGAUUUUGACUAUAAGGUCCAACAAGUUCAACAAAGCAUGUUGUUCUCUAAAAGUUCCAAUGAGAAGCUGGAUUUCAAACAGUUAGAUGUGUUAUUAUCAGAACUGGUCUUACUGAACACCCGUGCUGAACUUUAUAUUCGCUUUAUGAAGAAGAGAUCAUUGAAUGACAUUGAUGUUGGCAUCCAGGAUGCAGAGCUAAAAAAAGAAAAACAUGCCAUUGUUGAAAGGAACUUUAAUAACUGUGAUCUUAGUCGCCUAAUGCAAGACUUAAUUGGUAAUUAUAUACUAAUGGAAGAAUAUUUCAUGCGAGAAAUGGUCUUGAAGGCUGUCAGUAUGGAUUUGGCUGAAGAGAAUUCCCUUUAUUCAAGUAUGGUUGAUGAUUCCUUUUUCAUUGUAAAAAAGUCUGUGAGACGAGCUAUUUCUAGUUCUAGUGUUGAUGGUGUUUGUGCCAUGUUGAAUCAUGCCUGCACUAUAUUGGAGCAAGACUUCCGAGAAACUCUUUAUUCAAAAUUACGACCUGGAUUUCCUUCAGGUUUUGAUUUUAGCCAAGCUUACAAUUUAAUGCAGUCAAGUUUUCAACAAGGCAAGUUGAGUUCAGACACUGAAAAGGCUAAAACAGUUUUCUUGAUAACUCUGAACAAUGCAGAAGCCAGUUGUGAUUACAUAAAAUCUCUUCACAACAGUUUAGAGGCUGAGGUUUCACAACUUUUCAGACAGUGUAGUGAACAGAACAAAGCUAAGUUGGAGACUUGUCUCAAUGAUCUUGGAUCAGUGUCAGCUAGAUUUAAAGAUGUUAUUGAAUUUGGAUUUUCACAACUAAGUGCUAGUGCUAUUAAACCUCGCAUUAAACCACUAGUAGAGGCACUUCUUUCCAGCAAUCACAAUAUAACUGAAGAUGAAUUUUCAAAUUAUGAAGCAAAUGAUCCAUGGAUCCAAAAUUUUAUUCUGAACUUAGAUGGAAUGUUAGUCAGCUUUAAGGCUAGCUUCACAGUGAACAACUAUGACAGGUUUGUAGGUGCUGUCACAAAUGAGAUCACUGCACAGCUGGAGAAAACUGUUUUGAAAACCACUUUCAAUAGAUUGGGUGGUUUGCAGUUUGAUAAAGAAUUGAGAGCAUUAGCGAGUUAUUUGACUUCUGUAACAACAUGGACUAUUCGUGAUAAAUUUGCUCGUCUCACACAGAUGGCCACCAUACUGAAUUUGGAACGGGUAACAGAAAUCCUUGAUUACUGGGGUCCAAACUCUGGCCCCUUAACAUGGCGUCUAACACCAACUGAAGUGCGACAAGCAUUAGCAUUAAGGGUUGACUUUCGGAGUGAAGAUAUCCGGCGGCUAAAGUUAUAAUUAAUUUCAUUUUCACAAGAUAUGUGUGAACAAGUCAUGUAGAUGUGUAUGGGUUUGCAUGUGUGUGUGUGUGUGUGUGUGUGUGUGUGUGUGUGUGUGUGUGUGUGUGUGUGUAUACACAUACAUGCACACACACAUAUGUUAAUAUGGCCCUAAAGUAAGGGGUAACAGUUAGUUGGUGGCCAUCCCUCUAUAUUUGCCUGUUUACAUGUUGUCAGUCAUUUACAGCAACACCUGCUACUACUAUCUCCAGAAUUAUUAUUUCAUAUAUAUAUAUGAUAUAUAUAUAUAUAUAUAUAUAUAUUUAAAAGAAAAGAAAGAACACUGUUGUGUCUUAGCCAGAUCCUUACAGAAAUUUGAUGCAGAUUCCUCAUGAGUAGAAAUUAGGUCAUAGUUGUGCUGUUAUUGUUUCAGCUUGUUCUAUUAUUAUUUCAUGACCUACAAGUGGCAAGCUGGUAGAAUUAUUAGUGAGUCAGAUAAAAUGUUUAAUGGUAUUUCUUCUGGCUCUUUACAGUCUGGGUUCAAAUUCCUUCGCAGUUGACUUUGCCUUUCAUCCUUUCGGGGGUUAAUAAAUAAAAUAAGUAACAGUGGGGUUGGUGUAAUCAAUUUAGCCGCUCUUUUCAAAAUUGCUAGCUUUGUGCCAAAAUUUGAAACCAGUAUUUCAUGACCUUGUGAGCAAAUAUAGGAUAUAGGACAGCAGGCCGUUUAGCUUUUCAGAUUACUCUGUCAAAUGUAAUGCUUAUUUAUUCAUAUCAAUUUGAAUUAAUUAUGCAUUAUCUCAUAGCUUCAAGAUUUCAAUGAUGUGAUUGUUUAUGUUUAGAAUAACACUAUUAGAUAGGUAUGGGAUGCCAGAUCUGGCCAUUUUGAACAUAAAACAGCUACAAAUUUAGGACCUGAUACAGCUGGUUUAAAUUGCUAAAGGGUUAAUGCUGACAACUGUUUUUGGCGUUAGGAACAGCAUCCAGCUGUAGAGACCAUGCCAAAUCAGACUGGAACCUGAUGCAGUCCUCUGGCUUACCAGUUCCAGUCAAACUGUCUAACCCAUGUCAGCAUGGAAAGCAGACAUUAAAUGAUGAUGAUGAUAAUGAGGACAGCACAUGUGACAUUGUGAGAUUUUUGCUGAGAUUCUGAGUGUGGUAAAUGUGUGAGUGAAUGGGUGGGCAGUAAUCAUGAAUCCUGGUUUAUUGCAGUAGGAAGUGUGCAAAUGCUUGGAACAAGUUCCACCCUGAAAUAUACAACUAAGGUUUAUGUACUUAGUCCUUUUUAUUUGAAAAUCAGAUGUAUCCACUCAAAUUUUCAUUACCUUUAGCUGUAGAAAGCACCUUUCUAAACCAAUCUAUCUUUUGUUGAGGAAUGUCAUAUUUGAAACUACUUUUUGUGAAGAUAUGUCAGGUUUGUUGAGGCAAUGUGAGACUUAUAGAAAAUACCAUUUCUAUUUUUUGGUAGAUAUUUAACUUCAUUACUGGAACUAUCAUGAAAUUUAAUUUCGCAGUUAAAGGGUUAAAAGAAUUGAAAUAUUUGUCUUAUAAAAUAUGACAGAUAUAUAUAAUAAAAAAUUUAGGAAAAUAAGAAAAUAAUGUGCAGAACAUGAUAAAGAAAAAGCUAGAAGUAAUACCUAAUAAUGAGGACUUAAUAAAAUUAUUAACUUCAUCUGGGGAUUUUAUAAUAUUGUCAUUAACAUAGAUACCCUCAACUGAUUGUCAUGAGGUUGUUCUCCAACCUCUGAUUCAUAGACAUAACUGGCUUCUUUCUGGUACAUCUACUGCUACUUCAGUGACUUUAGCUCCUUGGAACUGGCUGUGGUCUCAUGUCACAUUCACUCAAGCACUCCUAACUCACACAUCUUUCUUCUCAUUAGCUCUUUUGUAUCUGCUCCCCAGGUUUUAUUGCUAAAUGGCCUAUGUCCAGUUUUUUUUCCCCCCUAGAAUGUUGUCCCUCUGGAAUUUCCAGCCUGUAGCUAUCAACUUGCAACUGUCGAUGUGAAACAUUACCCCCUCCCCCCCAUUUUUUCAUCAGUUUUACUUCUCUUGGAAGGGUGUGUGAAAAGGUCACAACACUUUCCUCCUAACCAAAUCAAUUAAAAAUCUAUAUAAAAAUGGGUAAGUGUUCAAACUGUAGGCUCCUUGAUUGUGUUCAGAUGUGUUAUUAGUUAUAUGUUAUUGGAGAAAUUGAGAACAAGAAAGAGAAAAGGAUGAAAGAAAGAAUGAGUGAGGAUUAAGAAGGAGAGAGAGGUCGGGGAGUACAUGUUCUCAUGAAACAAUCAGAGUAUUUGCCUAUUGAAACACUGUAAUUUAAACACAAUUUCAGCAAAUUACAUAAUGAAGAUGAAUGAGGUUGAAGGUUGAUACAAAAGUCAACCAGUUACUUUAGGUAUAAUUCGUUAUCUCUAAAGUAUUGAAGUGUAAUAUCUUAAUGCAGAAAUGAGUCCUGAAACACAUUCAGUUGUUAGAACACCACUUGAAGAUUUUGUAUUUGUGCAGUAUAUUGGUGAAGGUGGGAAGGUGUAUCAGCCAAGUAGAGCAGAUCUCUAAUCACAUGUCACACUUUGAGGACUUAGAACUAAGCACUGCACAAAAGCUUAACAACUGUCAAUUAUAUAUUGCUUCCACUGCUUAUUUGUAUGAGACACCCCACCCCAUAAUAUAAAUUGCUUGUUAAAUGAUUUGUUGUUAUGUAACUCAGGCCAGCUCUGGUCAAACAGACCUAAGAUUAAAGGUAUUCUAACCAUGACCAUCCUGUCUUUUCUGACAAUUUAUAUCAAAACUACAUUAUAAAAUGAACCCUUUUCUUCUGUUAAAGACAUUUUUGGGGUUGAUAUAAUAAGUAGCAGUUGAACACUGGAGUUGAUGUAAUCAACUUACUCCCACCCGCUGAAACUGCUGGCUUUGUGCCAAAAUUUGAAACUAAUAUUAUAACAUUGGCUUAUAAUAACUAUGAUAUGUGUUGCAGAAGCUGAGAAAUAUAGAAACUGUUGCAUAUGCUGUGGAAAUUGUGACAUGUUUCUCAGUAAGUGAUGUUUGUGCUGAAAUGACUGUGGUAUGUAUUGUGAGAACAGUUCUGUAGUAGCAGUAAGUCCCCAUAGAAGUGAGUUGCAAUCUACAUUUAAUCCCAUUUAGGAAUUAUUUCACUUUAACAUUGGGAAAGGCAUAAACAAUAUAAACCCACAGGCUUCAUUUUAAUAAUCUGGUCAUUUUAAGUUUCCUAAUUUUUUUCUAAUUGGUUUGAUUAGGAGGAAAGGGUUGUGAUCUUUUCAUAGACAAUUUCCAAGACCAGUGAAAUUGAUGGGGUGGGGUUAAUAUUUCUCUUGCAUACAAUUACAAGUCCUUUCACAGUAAGGUUAUUUAAAAGGAAAAACAACAAAUCAUUUCUCUUAAUGUGUUGAUUAUUUUACCUUUUUUGUGUGUAUGCAAAUUUAGAAAUUUGAUUAACUUUAUUUUUUUUUUUCAUAAAAUUCUUAAAUAUUCCCUUAAACUGAUUUGGGGAAUGAAGAGUUUCUUCAGCAUCUUAGUAUUUUCUUUGUCCUUUUCUUUUUUUUAUACUGAGAGGAAAUUACAUCUGGUCAGAGAAGUUCAAGAUGUUGGACCCUAUGACUGCAACCUCAGUAGUUCAAAACUUUCAAAAAGCUAUUCUGUUACAAAAUCCAUUUUAUGUAAAGAAAAAUAUAUGGCUUUUAAAAAUAGCCAAAGGUCCAUGGAGAACUGCAUUUGGCUGUUUUUUAAAAGUCCAUCUGAAGCACAGGAAUUGGGUUGAGCUAAUUUGAAUGAGAUGUGAUUUGUAUGGUUACGUCUCAGCACAAGGUCCCUAAAACUGACUUGGAGAUUAACCCUUUUGCUAUCAACCUGCCUGAAACUGCUCUUGGUUCUGUGAUAUAAAUUUCAUAUUUUGAAGUGAUCUAACUUAAAACCUUCCAUCAAAAUUCCACUAAAUUCAUGUUCCAAACACAUAAAUUUAUGUUCCAAACACCAACUUAAUACUAAGUUAGUUUACCAAAUUCUAAUUAUUUUCAAACUUCAUUUUAAAAAAAGCAGUAUAUUUCAACAGAAAUAUGGUAACAAAAGGGUUAAGGGGUUCUUGGGUGCUAUAGUGUUUUCCCUAUUCAUUUAUUUUUACUGAAAGGAAGUUUGGCUGGUGCUUCCCUAGCAUUUAUUUGGCAGGAAAUACUAGAGUGGAAGAAUAUGCUUGGAGAAUUCUUUUAUUCUUGUAUUAGUUUCAGUCAUUUGAUUGUGGCCAUGCUGGAGCACCGUCUUAAAGGGUUUUAUUCGAACAAAUCAGCCCCUGGACUUGCUCUUUGUAAGCCUAGUACUUAUUCUAUUGGUCUAUUUUGCUGAACCACUAAGUUGUGGGGAUGUAAACACACCAACAUCGGUUGUCAAGAGAUGAUGUGGGGACAGAUACAGACACAAAGACAUAUACAUAAAUAUUUCCACAUAUAUACAAAACAGGCUUCUUUCAGUUUCCCUCUAUUAAAUCCAUUUGGACCAAGGCUAUAGUAGAAGACACUUGCCCAAGGUACCAUGCAGUGGGACUGAACUGAAAACCAUGUGGUUGGGAAGCAAGUUUCUUACCACACAGCCAUGCCUGUGCCUGUUGAUAUAUUUUGGGAUCUAGUUUGGUGCAUUGGAUUUUUCAAUUCAGAUACCAUCAGCCAUUUCUUUGGAGCUAGAAAAAUAAUUUACUUAUAUGUUUAAGUUAAUCAUUUCAUGAAUGAAGUUGCUGUUGUUGUUUAAUGUCAGUUAAGCCCUGACCAAGCAAGUCUAUAGUUAAAAGAUGUACCAACUGUGACAGUCUCAUCUUUUUGAUUAAUUUUUGGGGUCAUGAAUUUAAAUACCUUACAAGUGUUUAGGGGACAGGAUACUUAUUUCUGUAUAUCCCUGUUUAGCUAGCCAUGGAAAAUGGGUACUGUUUUUUCUUUCUUUGUAAAGCAGGGGCACACCUGCCAUAAAUAGUCUUUAUAAAUAGUCUAAUCUGUCCUUAUAAAUAAUCUAAUAAGUAGUCAAGUCUGCCCUUACAUUAUUUUUUUUUUUAAUAUUUGGGUGUAAUUUUAUCAAGAUUUGGGUGCUAUUUCUAUCAGUUCAAGCAAUCAUUUAGAAGCUCCCUUUUUUUUAGCUCAUGAAUCAGCUGGAUCCAUAUGAUAAGUGACUAACUUUUGAAUGGGUUACUAUUGUAGGUACUCUAGCUGCCCCAAUUUCUCAAAAUGAUAAUAGUAAUAAUAGCACCAAUUUCCCACUACUAGUUGAAUUAAGAUACAUAAAACUAAAACUAUUAGGGGGUUUAAGCUCAUGAAUUGUUAGUUUGAGGUCUAAUAUCUUAUUAACUCAGCUAUUUUAUCUCAACUUGUAAUUCCCUUGCAGGCUAUAGUUUGCCAUAUCGUGAAAAAAACCCCCAAAAAAACUUGUAAUUUAGUUAGAAUUUUAUCCCAUAAAGAACAAACACAAGGUGUUGGGUAUUUUAGAGUUUGUUACCAUGGAGCUACUGAACUUAGUGUUGAUUCUUUUGUAAUUGCAAAAUCUUGUAUCUUAUUGAUUAGUUCUCUGGUUGGUUGUGAAUUAGAUCUACAGGCAUUUUCUUAUUGCUAAUUAGCCUUCUCUAUUGUCUUACUCUCCGAUAUAAGUCCCUGAUUGUUGUCAAUGAAACAUGCAUUAUAUUUCUUGUCGAUUAGAACCUUUUACCAAUAACUAAUUAUAAUUGAUUAAGUAUGCUACUAGUGUCUUGUACAGUACAAAUGCUGUUUUAAUUUAACUGUAUCCUUUAACUGUAUCCUUUAACUGUAUCUCUUUAUCUUUUACCUGCUUUAGUUAUUGGACUGUGGCAAUACUGGGGCACUGCUUUGAAGGGCUUGGUCAACAAAUCAAUCCCAGUUCUUCUUUUUUUUUUUAAGUCUGAUACUUAUUCUAUUAAUUCCUUUAGUUGAACUGCUAGGUUAUUGGGCCAUAAACAAACCAACACCAGUUGUCAAAUGGUAAAGGACACACACACACACACACACACACAGAAUGUGUGAUGUUCUUCCACACAGUUCUGUCUAUCAAAUUCACUGAAGGCAUUGGUCAGCUUGAGACUAUAGUACAAAACACCCAAAGUGCUGUGAAGUGAGAUUGAACCUGAAACCAAGUGGUUACAAAGCAGUCUUCUUAACCACACAUCCAUGCUUGCACCUAUGAUGUUAAUACAUAGACUAUAUUUUAUGACAGCUGUACAGUUCUUCACAACAAUCUUAUGUGGUUGUUGUGGAGGUUUCUUAGUCCUCAGCGACCCUGAUUCAGCAGGUCUGUAAUCACAGACAUUCCUGACAUAGCCAUCAAACCAUCACACCUGUUUUGUCUCCCUUUCUAGGUUACUGUAUCAUUAACCUCUCUAUCCUUCCCUUUUUUUUUUUAAGGCAAUAGAAUAUGAUAUGACAGAGAUUUGACUACUUUCUGGUUUACAAACAGGUCAAACAACUAUAGAGACUCUCACAUGAGUUCUGCUGCUUUUCAAAAGGCCUGUAUUUCAUCCCCUUAAUUUUUAACACUAACAUUUUCAGGAAAUCAAUAACUUGAUAUUUCUUCUAAAAGGACUGGUUAAUUUAUAUAACAUGAAAUAUUAUUAACAAAAGGUAUCUUUCACUGAGAGUUUUCUAUGCAAUGUUGCUAUUACUGUCCAGAACCAUAUAGUUCCAUGGGGACUAAUUUGGUUUACUAUACUAUUUAAUUAGUUCGUGUGUGUCUGUGUGUGUUAUGUAUGUAUGUGUGUGUGUGUGUGUGUGUGUGUGUGUGUGUGUGUGUGUGUGUGUGUGUGUGUGUGUGCAAAGCUGAGAUGGAAAAUUUUUUUUCCAAACUAUCAACAGAUAACUGUCAAUCUACCAUAAUAUACACCCCUAUGGGGUAGGGAGUACUAUAUGGUUUUACUUCUCCUAUUUGUUUUUGUUGAGGAUGAGUGAUUUGUAAAUAUCAUAACAUGGGACAGAUAAAUAAAAUUAUCUUUUGUACAAAGAA
Molecule: messenger RNA, 9263 nt
Organism: Octopus bimaculoides (California two-spot octopus)
Lineage: Eukaryota; Metazoa; Mollusca; Cephalopoda; Octopoda; Octopodidae
Product: conserved oligomeric Golgi complex subunit 4
Biological process (GO): Golgi organization; retrograde vesicle-mediated transport, Golgi to endoplasmic reticulum
Cellular component (GO): COG complex
Source: RefSeq, a predicted model, not a curated record